AUGGAGGGGUCCGCACCGGUCGAAGAGCUCGGCUCGCUCUCCAACUUUGAUGCCUCCCUCCAAUCACACGGCGUCGGAGCGGAUCCAUUGCUAAGCCUGCCUCUCCGCUUCUUUUCAUCGACCCUGAACCAACUUCAGUCUCGCCCAUCGCUGGCAAAGCUGUGCGACAAUGUCGAAGGUUGGGGCCCCGUCUCGCAGCAGCGUGACCUCGAUUUCACGCCUUGCUUUCAAGAAGCCGCCUUCUGGACAGCACCCGUCUUUCUUCUCGCCGUCUUUGGCGGCAUCCACCUCGCGCUGCUUUCAGAAAAAGAGCAAAGGCAGCUGAGUCGGACGUCUCGCUCCCUGCUUUGGGCCAAGCAUGUCGUUGUUGGCAUUCUUGCCGUCGCUGCUGGAUUCCAGACCUUCAUCACAUACGGCCUCUUCCGCAAACCAGGAGAGUCGAUCUUCUUCUGGUCGUCCGCCGUCGGUGUCCUCAGCUACAUUCUGGCUCUGCUCCUUCAACAUUUCAACCACACUCGAUCUCGACGAAGCUCGGACGCAUUGCUCUUUUUCUGGCUCGCUCACGUGCUUGCCGGCAUUGUCAAGCUUCGCACUUCGCUCACACGGCCGUCGUUGCCCAUCAAGGACCAGCUGACGACCUUCGUACCCUUCAUUGUACGCUUCGUCUUUGGUAUCGUUGCCUUUGCUCUCGAAAGCGCUGGCGUCGAAUUCGAUUCUCAAGAUGACACGAGCCAGAAGCGCACCUCUUCGACCAACACGCGCAGCAACGGCAACGGAUACCAUGCUGUUCCCGGCGAAGGCAACGGCAGCACUUUCAGCGUCUUCUCCGACCCAGACGAGGAGGCCAAUCCUGCCACCGUCGAGGCUGUCGACGCUGGCAAAGAGUGCCCCAUCGCCACGGCCAAUAUCUUCAGCCGUGUCACCUUCCACUGGAUGCAGCCGCUCAUGACCCUCGGCGCCAAGAAGUUCGUCACCGAGGACGACAUGUGGGCGCUUCCUGCCAACGAAGACGCCGAAAACCUCGGUCGCCGCUUCGACAAGUUCUGGCAGCAGACCAAGGACAAGGCGACGGGCAAGCCGGCUAUCUGGACCACGCUAGCGUACUCCUACGGUGGUCCCUUCCUGUUCGCUGCCGUCCUCAAGUCGGCACAGGACGCGCUCGCCUUCGUCCAGCCCCAGAUCCUGCGCAAGCUGCUCCAGUUCGUGCAGAGCUACGACAGCUCCGAUCCCAACCAGAGUGCCAUGCAGGGCUAUCUGCUGUCGGGUGCUCUCUUCUGUGUCGCCGUCACUCAGACUUCGUUCUUGCAUCAGUACUUCCAGCUCGUGUUCGUCACGGGCAUGCGCGUGCGUGCCGGUCUGGUCAGUGCCAUCUUCAAGAAGAGCUUGCGACUCUCCAACGAGGAUCGCGGCGGCAGAGCUACGGGUGAUAUUGUCAACCUCAUGUCAGUCGAUGCCACGCGUCUGCAGGACCUCUGCACCUACGGUCACAUUGCCUGGUCGGCUCUCUUCCAGAUGACGCUUGCCUUUGUCUCUCUUUACAACUUGCUUGGCUGGCCAUCCUUUGUCGGUGUCGCCAUCAUGGUCGUCAGCGUUCCGCUCAACACGGCGCUCGCCCGCUACCUGCGUCGUCUCAGCGAGAGGCAGAUGAAGGUCAAGGACAAGCGAACGCGUCUCAUGAACGAGAUCCUCACCAACAUCAAGUCGAUUAAGCUCUUCGCCUGGGAGGAGGCCUUCACCCGCAAGCUGUUCAAGGUGCGAAACGAGGAAGAGCUCAAGCUGCUCCGCACCGUCGGUGUCGUCUCGGCUUUCUUCAACUUCUUCUGGACCGCCAUCCCCUUCUUUGUCUCGCUCGGCACCUUUGUCACCUACGCGUACACCAACCCGGAACCCUUGACUGCCGACAUCAUCUUCCCAGCCCUCGCGCUCUACCAGCUGCUUUCCUUCCCCAUCGCCAUGUUCGCCGGUAUCAUCUCGGCGCUCUUGCAGGCCCAGGUGUCGGCUGCACGCCUUUCGGAUUUCUUCGACGCCGGCGAGCUCGAUCCUGCGGCACGCAAGGUCAUCCUGCCUGGUCAGGACGAGCCCGCCAACCCUGACGCACCAUCCCGCCCCAACAACUUGCUCGAGACGCUCAACGACUCCGACAACCCCGCACACGAGCCCGAAGAGGACCAGGAGGUGGUCAUCAUCCGCGACGGAGAGUUCAAGUGGUCGCGCAAGCAGCCAGUGCCAACGCUGCAGGACAUCAAUUUGACCGUCAAGAAGGGCGAGCUGCUCGCGGUUCUCGGCAAGGUCGGUGACGGAAAGAGUUCGCUUCUGUCGGCGGUUCUCGGUGAGAUGGUCCGCACAGACGGCGAAGCGAUCGUCAAGGGCCGCACUGCCUACUUCACGCAAGGUGGCUGGUGCAUGGGUGCGACGGUCCGUGACAACAUCCUCUUCGGCCUCAAGUACGAGCCCGAAUUCUACCAGAGGGUCAUCGACGCCUGUGCUCUGACACCUGACCUCAACAUUUUGGCCGACGGCGAUCGCACCGAGGUCGGAGAGCGUGGUGUCAGCUUGUCCGGCGGUCAACGUGCUCGCAUUGCCUUGGCACGUGCCUGCUAUGCCCGCGCCGACAUCUACCUGCUCGACGAUCCGCUUGCUGCUGUCGAUGCUCACGUCGGUGCCCACAUCUUUAAGCACGUCAUCGGACCCGAAGGUUUGCUGCGCAGCAAGGCUCGUAUCCUGACGCUCAACUCGGUCUCGUGCCUCCCUCAAUGCGACCAGAUCGUAUCGGUGCGUCGCGGUAUCAUCCUGGACGAGCGAGGAACGUACGACGAGGUCAUGGCCAAGAAGGGUGAUCUCUACAACCUCAUCACCGGUCUCGGCAAGCAGAGCGCGCGUGAGCAGGCGGCAGAGGAGGAGGGAGAGACGGACCCGAAGGACCUCGAGGUCGUCGAUAUGGACAAGGAACUCGACUCUCACGGGCAGGGCGGCGACGAGGAUCUGAAGGGGUCCAAGCUGCACCGCCGCAUCAGCUCGGCCUCGAUGGCUCGCCCCAAGACCAUGACCAAGAAGCAGAUCAAGCAGGACACCAUUCGGCAGCUCAAGGAGAGCUCGGCACCAAAAGAGAAGUCCGAGCAGGGCCGCGUCAAGCCCGAGGUCUACCGCCAGUACAUCAAGAGCUGCAGCGUCCUCGGUGUCGUCCUCUACAUCCUCGCCCAGAUUCUGUCGCAGGUCAUGACUGUCUCGCGAGAUGUUGUCUUGAAGCAGUGGGGCAAGGCCAACGAAAACGGUGGCAAUGCUGACAACACGCGCUUCUACCUGACGCUGUACGGCAUCGUUGGUAUCCUGGCUUCCAUCUGCAUCUGCAUCGCUCCGUUCAUCCUUUGGACCUGGCUCGUCAUUUCGAGUGCGCGCAAGUUCCAUGACAACAUGUUCGACGCCGUCCUUCGCAGCCCGCUGCAGUGGUUCGAGACGACGCCGACCGGUCGACUGCUCAACCUGUUCUCGCGCGACGUCAACGUCAUCGACGAGGUGCUGCCGCGUGUCAUCCACGGUCUCAUCCGUACCAUGACGGUGGUGCUUGGUGUGCUUUGCGUCGUCGGCUACUCGGUGCCUCCCUUCCUGAUCGCCAUCAUCCCGCUGGGCUUCGCGUAUCGCGCUGUGCUGCGUUACUACUUGGCCACAAGCCGAGAGCUCAAGCGACUCGACUCGGUCAGCAAGACGCCCAUUUUCACCUGGUUCCAGGAGUCGCUCGGUGGUCUCAGCUCGAUUCGAGCCUUCGGCCAAGAAGCUCGUUUCAUUGCUACGUCCGAGGCCCGUGUCGAUCGCAACCAGCAAUGCUACUUUCCCGCCGUGUCGUGCAACCGAUGGCUCGCGGUGCGCAUCGAGAUGAUGGGCUCGGUCAUCAUCUUCAUCGCCUCGACGCUGGCCGUCUUCAUCCGAACGAAGAACGGCAAGAUGGACGCCGGCCUGCUCGGCCUGAUGAUGUCGCAAGCACUCAGCACUACGCAGACGCUCAACUGGGUCGUGCGAUCCGCGUCCGAGGUCGAGCAGAACAUUGUCAGCGUCGAGCGUGUCAUGUCGUACACCGACCUGACUUCGGAAGCGCCGUACGAGGUGCCGGACCAGACUCCACCGGAGGACUGGCCCGGCAAGGGCGAGGUGAGCCUGCAGUCGUACUCGACGCGCUACCGACGCGAGCUCGGGCUGGUGCUCAAGAAGCUCAACAUCGACAUUCAGGCGGGCGAGCGCAUCGGUGUGGUGGGUCGCACGGGUGCUGGCAAGUCGAGUUUGACGCUGGCGCUCUUCCGCAUUAUCGAGGCUGCUGAGGGCAAGAUCUCGAUCGAUGGGAUCGAUGUGUCCAAGAUCGGGCUCAAGGAUCUGCGUUCUGCGAUCGCUAUCAUUCCGCAAGAUCCUCAGCUGUGGGAGGGUACGCUGCGGGAGAACCUGGAUCCCACCGGUCGUUCGGACGAUGCUGCGCUGUGGAAGGCGCUUGGCCAGGCCAACAUGAAGGACCACGUGCAGAGUCUCGAAGGUGGGCUGGACGCCCAGCUCACCGAAGGAGGCACCAACUUCUCCGCUGGCCAGCGUCAGCUCAUCUGCAUCGCCCGAGCCUUCCUCCGCAACGCCAAGAUCCUGGUGCUCGACGAGGCCACCAGCGCCAUCGACCUCGAGACGGACGCCCAGGUGCAGAGCAUCGUGCGUUCCGAGUUCAAGGGCACCACGAUCACGGUGGCGCAUCGACUAAACACGGUGAUCGACUCGACACGGGUGCUGGUGCUCAAGGACGGCGCGGUGGCCGAGUUUGACAGCCCGGAGAAGCUGCUCGAGGACAAGCAGAGCAUCUUUUUCUCCAUGGCACUCGAGGCGGGACUGGCCAAGCUCGACUCGUAG
Molecule: messenger RNA, 4875 nt
Organism: Kalmanozyma brasiliensis GHG001
Lineage: Eukaryota; Fungi; Basidiomycota; Ustilaginomycetes; Ustilaginales
Product: ABC transporter, transmembrane domain protein
Exons: 1
Coding region: 1-4875 (1624 amino acids)
Biological process (GO): transmembrane transport
Cellular component (GO): membrane
Molecular function (GO): ATP hydrolysis activity; ATP binding; ABC-type transporter activity
Source: RefSeq, a predicted model, not a curated record